Messenger RNA from Ilex paraguariensis (yerba mate), 561 nucleotides. The record is from the annotation of a GenBank genome assembly. Lineage: Eukaryota; Viridiplantae; Streptophyta; Magnoliopsida; Aquifoliales; Aquifoliaceae.
AUGGAGAGUUUUAAGGAUAAGAACCUUUCAAGUGGAUUGUUCUUCCUUGAGCUUCUCAGUGCGGUGGAGCCAAGGGUUGUCAAUUGGAAUCUUGUCACAAAGGGAGAAAGUGAUGACGAGAAGAAGUUGAAUGCUACUUAUAUAAUUAGUGUUGCAAGAAAGCUUGGAUGUUCGAUUUUCUUGUUGCCUGAAGACAUCAUGCAGGUAAACCAAAAGAUGAUGCUUACUCUUACAGCUGGCAUCAUGUACUGGAGCCUUCAGCAACAAGUGGAAGAGUCCGAGUCGUCUCUGUCCCCUGCUACUGCAACUACUCCUGAUGCAUCCCCAGCGCCGUCUAUUGAUGGUGAAGAUGAAAGCUCCCUGAGUCCAUUCCCUGCUAUUGCUGCUGCAAGUCCCGACGCAUCCCCUGCACCAUCUGUCAAUGGUGAAGAUGAGAAGUCCAUAGUCGGUGAAAGCUCUCUAGGUGAAGUCUCAAACUUGACACUUGAUGAUGCAGCUUCUGAUACUACAGUCUCCUCAGAGGUUGAAAACAAAGACACCCCACAACAUAUUGAACCAUAG